Molecule: messenger RNA, 1005 nt
Organism: Salvia splendens (bonfire salvia)
Lineage: Eukaryota; Viridiplantae; Streptophyta; Magnoliopsida; Lamiales; Lamiaceae
Exons: 1
Coding region: 1-1005 (334 amino acids)
Molecular function (GO): catalytic activity
Source: RefSeq, a predicted model, not a curated record
AUGAUUAUCACCACUUGGAAUAUAAGGGGCUUGCAGCAGCCCUCUAAACAAGCUGCAAUCGUCGACUUCGUUAAAGCAUAUGGAAUCGACAUUUUGGGGAUCCUUGAAACAAAGAUGGAUCCUGACAAUCUUAAAUAUUUCUUGCGGAAUUACUUCCCUGAUUGGAAAUCUGCGAACAACUUCCAAGUUAUUAGCAAUGGCCGAAUGUUGCUCAUGUGGAACCCGGCCAAGGCAGACGUGGAUCCCAUCAUGGUGGAAGCACAAACCAUCAACGUCAAAAUUAGGUGCAUGCUUUCCAAUAAUUAUUUCAUUUUUUCUCUUGUAUACGGGCUAUAUUCACCCACUGAUAGAUUGUCUAUGUGGGAUUCAUUGAUAGAGUUCAUUUCUGAGGACCAACCAGCUCUGGUUAGUGGGAAUCUCAACUGUGUAAUGUCACCAGAUGAAAGAAUGGGGGACAGAGUGGCUACAGAAUAUGAGAUGAAAGACUCAAUUGACACAUGCACUUUAUUAGGCCUUGACGACGUGCCUUAUUCGGGCUGCAAGUUCACUUGGACUAACGGAACAGGAUUCAGCAAGAUUGACCGUGUACUUGCAAACGAGGCAUGGCAUGACAACAGAUUCAUGGCUUCCACAAUAUUCAGACCCUCUGGUGCUCUCUCUGACCAUUCGUCUGCCAUCACAACACUCUUUGGAGACAUGUUAUCUUUUCCAAAAUCCUUCAAGUUCUUCAACUUUUGGACUAACCAUCCAGCGUAUGAUCCUUUGGUCAAGGAAAAGUGGCCUAUAAAUGUUAGCGGCACUGCUCAAUUUGUGUGUGCUGAGAGAGGAAAGGCACUCAAAUUCCACCUUAAGGAAUUCAACUUUAAGGAAGCAAGCCUAAUCUCCAAACGAGCAAAGGAAGCAGCUUUUGAGCUUGAGAAGAUGCAGCUCCAAUUAGAUCCAGACACAGCCAACCUGCGGCUCCGUGAGGAGAUCAAAAUUUUGAGACAAGAGGCAGAUGAUUAG